This is a messenger RNA of Scomber scombrus (Atlantic mackerel), 1539 nucleotides long. It is a transcript of the gene chrna11, whose product is annotated as cholinergic receptor, nicotinic, alpha 11. The coding region runs from base 1 to 1539 and encodes 512 amino acids. Gene Ontology annotation, molecular function: transmembrane signaling receptor activity; acetylcholine-gated monoatomic cation-selective channel activity. Gene Ontology annotation, cellular component: synapse; postsynaptic membrane; neuron projection. Gene Ontology annotation, biological process: signal transduction; monoatomic ion transmembrane transport; chemical synaptic transmission. The record is from RefSeq and is a predicted model, not a curated record. Lineage: Eukaryota; Metazoa; Chordata; Actinopteri; Scombriformes; Scombridae. The transcript has 12 exons.
AUGUGGCACUCGGUGGCUCUGCUACUCUCUGGAUUCUCUGCUUUGAUCCACGUGUCGCUGCAGGGUCCUCACCAAAGGAACCUGCUGAAGAACCUCCUGAAGGAUUACAACCGGAUGGAGCGGCCGGUGGGCAACGACUCCCACCCUCUCACUGUCGUCUUCUCUCUCAGUUUGAUACAGAUCAUGGAUGUGGAUGAGAAGAACCAGGUGCUCACUUCAAACAUGUGGCUACGGAUGAGCUGGUUCGAUCACUAUCUCCAGUGGAAUCAGAGUGAACAUCCCGGAGUUAAAAACCUCCGCUUCACCACAGACCAGAUCUGGACACCAGACAUCCUUCUGUACAACAGUGCAGAUGAUGACUUUGACUCCACCUUCAAGACCAACGUUCUGGUGAACUCCAGUGGCUACGCUGAGUAUCUGCCUCCAGGAAUCUUCAUGAGCACAUGCAACGUGGACGUUCGCUGGUUCCCUUUUGACAUUCAGAAGUGUGAGCUGAAGUUUGGUUCCUGGACGUAUGACGGCUGGCUGCUGGACCUCCAGAUGAACGACGCUGACAUCUCAGGCUACAUGCCCAAUGGAGAGUGGGACCUGAUAGGAGUUCCCGGCACCAGAAAUGAGAUUUUCUACGAUUGUUGUAAAGAGCCCUAUCCAGAUGUGACAUUUGUGGUGACAAUACGGAGGCGCACGCUCUACUACGCCCUGAACCUGCUCAUCCCCUGUGUGCUGCUGUCUUCUAUGACCCUGCUUAUCUUUGUGCUACCAGCUGACUCUGGGGAGAAGAUCUCACUGGGCAUCACUGUCUUGCUGUCUCUUACUGUUUUCAUGUUGCUGGUCGCAGAGAUCAUGCCAGCCACAUCUGACUCCGUCCCACUUAUAGGCCAGUACUUUGCAAGUAUAAUGAUCAUCGUUGGGAUGUCAGUCAUCGCCACAGUGGUGGUUCUGCAGUAUCAUCACCACGAUCCACACGGAGCAAACAUGCCUAAAUGGGUACAGCUCUUCUUGCUGCAGUGGGUGGCCUGGUUUUUGCGUAUGAAGCAGCCCGGGGAGAAUGACGACCCGGAGCGGCCCCCGUGUGCUCCCCAUCUGCGACGAUGCUCCUCAGGCUCCCAGAGUGGGAGCAUCCCCAACCCUCCAGAUCCCAACAACGGGAACCUUCUUUACAUGGGCUUCCAGAGUCUACCAUCUCAGUUCUGCAUCUCCCCACCACCUCCUACCCCCAAUAUGGAUACUGUAGGAUGUCCCAGCACUGUCUCCAGUGCUGGAGGCUUUGGCGGUGGACCGGGAGGGAUAGGAGGGUGCUCAGCUGCAGGGAUAGGAGACCCCCAGCUUCAGGCUAUCCUGGAGGAAGUGCGUUACAUGGCAGAUCGUUUCAGGGAGCAGGACGAGACAGAGAGCAUGCUCGACCAGUGGAAAUUUGCAGGCGCUGUAAUCGACCGCCUAUGUCUGGUGGCGUUCAGUGUUUUCAACAUAAUUUGCACCAUCUCGAUCCUCAUGUCUGCUCCCAACUUUGUGGAUGCUAUUUCCAAGGACUUUGUUUGA